AUGGCGCAGCAUGACUUUGCUCCAGCCUGGCUUAAUUUUCCUACUCCACCAUCAUCAACAAAGUCGUCACUGAACUUUGAAAAACAUUCUGAAAACUCUCCGUGGACAGAGAAUCGUCAUGAAGCAAAUCGCAGAAGACACAACUCUUCAGAUGGAUUUGAUCCUAACAUUGGUUGGUCUAAUGGAGGGCAUUUGGGGAGAAAAGAGAAGAAUGGUUGGCGUUCACAAGGCAGAAGUGGUACAGAAAAUACAAACCAUCGUGGGGGAUACCAUGGUGGAGGUUCCCGCGCUCGUACCAGCACUUUCCACUGUGGAAGAGGCCAAGGAAUGCAUGAAAACAAUGUACCUGAUAAUGAAACUAGGAAAAAGGAGGACAAAGAAGUACCCAAGCAGUUUGAGGCUGAGGAUUUUCCGUCUUUGAACCCUGAAUAUGAGAGGGAACCAAACCGGAGUAAAUCUUCAGCUGCAGGUGUGUGGGAGUACCCUUUGAAUCCUAAAUCUAGAUCUCAAAGAAUGCUGGUCAUUAAAAAGGGCAAUACAAAAGAACUGCAGAUAUCUGGAUUCCCAGUAGUUGGAAGUCUUCAUUCACAGCCAGUAAGGGUUGGAAGUGGCCCAAGUGUUUAUAAAGGAUUGGUCCCUAAACCUGUCACUCCACCUGCGAAGUCUACACAGUGGAAAAGCCAAGCAAAGGAAAAUAAACUUGGAAAUCCAUUUCCUCAUGAAUCUGCCUGUGGUGUUGGCAAUUUCAGUCCUUUCAAAUCAACUGCCAAGGCAUUUACUGUAUCACAGAAUUCAGUGAAAGAGUAUAAUCGGUCGAAUUCUUCAUCCCCUGUUGACAAAGUUGGUCAGCCUCGUUUAACAAAAUUGACAAGAAUGCGGACUGAUAAGAAGAGUGAAUUUUUGAAAGCCUUGAAACAACAUAGAGUGGAAGAGGAACAUGAAGAUGAUAAUCAUACUGGGCAAGAGAAG
Molecule: messenger RNA, 969 nt
Organism: Leptosomus discolor (cuckoo roller)
Lineage: Eukaryota; Metazoa; Chordata; Aves; Leptosomiformes; Leptosomidae
Source: RefSeq, a predicted model, not a curated record